CGUCAUAUUGGUAACCAAAACUAACCUUAAACCACAUUUGUUGUGAAGCGAAAAAAAUCGUUUUUUUGUGGGAAUUUUCUUCAUUCAAGAUGUACUUAAUGUAUUAUUUGGAUAAAGACGGUAACCGGGUUUACACCUUAAAUAAAUUUGACCCUUCAGGAAAACCCACACUUUCGGCACAUCCAGCACGUUUUUCACCCGAGGACAAAUACUCACGUGAGCGAAUCACAAUCAAAAAACGUUUCGGGUUAUUAAUGACGCAACAGCCGGAACCAAUUUAUUGAGAAAUAGUUUAUUUUAUUAUUGUGAUGAGAAUAUUUUUUUGAUAUGAAUAAAAAAUCGUAAAAUAA
This is a messenger RNA of Tribolium castaneum (red flour beetle), 350 nucleotides long. RefSeq names its product Nop10 ribonucleoprotein (gene Nop10). Gene Ontology annotation, cellular component: box H/ACA snoRNP complex. Gene Ontology annotation, biological process: ribosome biogenesis; snRNA pseudouridine synthesis; rRNA pseudouridine synthesis. The transcript is spliced from 3 exons. NCBI's taxonomy places the organism in Eukaryota, Metazoa, Arthropoda, Insecta, Coleoptera, Tenebrionidae. The record is from RefSeq and is a predicted model, not a curated record. Bases 90 to 284 code for a protein of 64 amino acids. Gene Ontology annotation, molecular function: telomerase RNA binding; snoRNA binding.